Messenger RNA from Cucurbita maxima (winter squash), 2148 nucleotides. Its product is annotated as ubiquitin carboxyl-terminal hydrolase 24-like. NCBI's taxonomy places the organism in Eukaryota, Viridiplantae, Streptophyta, Magnoliopsida, Cucurbitales, Cucurbitaceae. Gene Ontology annotation, biological process: protein deubiquitination. The record is from RefSeq and is a predicted model, not a curated record. The transcript has 7 exons. Gene Ontology annotation, cellular component: nucleus; cytosol. The coding region runs from base 353 to 1978 and encodes 541 amino acids. Gene Ontology annotation, molecular function: cysteine-type endopeptidase activity; cysteine-type deubiquitinase activity.
UUAUUUUAGAUUAAAUGAUCUUCUUCUUCUUCUUCUUCUUCUUCUUCUUCUUCUUCUCGUAGGUGAUCGGUCGAUGCUCUGUGCUGUGGUUCUGGUCGGCGAGGAGGGCCAUAGAGAGGGUUCCAUUGUCAAACGCUCUCUCUCUUCACCCGCUGCUCAGUUUCUUCUCCUUUCAUGUCUUCAGUCGGUGGUUUGCCAUUAUCUGCUCCUCAUUCUUCAGGGUCUUCUAAAACCCUAGCCGUUCACUCCGCUUCCUCCCCUCCAUGCCUGCUUUCUUUUCUCCUUCUUUAUAGUCAACACCCCUGUUUUCAUCUCAGGCAUUUUUCCUUGCAAUUCCAAUCCGGUUUCAGACAUGAGCGAUUCUAAGGUUCUAUUAUUCGGGUCUUUCACUGAAGACGAAACCAAUUCAUGGAUUCUACCUCAGUCGAAUAUUAAUCCCGGAAAGCUGGUCAACAAUGUAAAUGUGCAAUUUGGUUCUCUGAAUGUUACAGAUGGAAAAUCGCUGGGCAGUUCUGCUGACAGUGAACCGAAGGGACUCUCUGGUUCCUCAACGGGAUCCAUAACUUUGGAGUCUGUUGAUUUAGCUAAGGAUGACACUGGACUGGAAAUUGUCCAAAGAAGAAAAAAUCAUUCUCCCCUGGAAUCAGGAGUGCCAAAGGAGAACGGAAGUAAUUACAAUUCCAAUCAAAGCUCCUCUUGUACUUGUGGAGUGACUGAAACGAAUAUAGAUGACACUGAUGCUUUGUCAUCAUCUGUAUCAAAUGGUCAGAACAAUUCUUUAAAUCGGUUUUCAAAACUGAUAGCAGAAGAUAGCAUGCCGAAUGGUAGUAUUGAUCAUUUGCAAGAAAUUAUUCUCGAAGAGAAUUUCAGAAGGGCAUCUGAUGUCUCUGUUGCAUCCUCCACUAAGUACCUACCUCGAGGUUUAAUAAAUUCAGGGAACUUAUGCUUUCUGAACUCGACUCUGCAAGCUCUUUUAUCAUGUCCUCCCUUUGUUGAUCUAUUGAGAAACUUAAGAAAUCGUGCAAUCCCCAAGGCUGGUUAUUCCACACUAAAUGCAUUUGUAGAGUUCAUAUCUGCCUUUGAAGUACCUAGUUCAAGUGUUCUGAGUAAGGAUGUCGCUGCAUUUGACGUUGGGAAGCCUUUUAGCCCUCUCAUGUUUGAUGGCAUUCUUAAAAAUUUUAGUCCAGAUCUACCCUGCGGUAUCAAGGGCCGUCCAAGGCAGGAAGACACACAAGAAUUUUUAAGUUUCGUCAUGGAUCGAAUGCAUGCUGAAUUGCUGAAGCUUGGUGGAAUGUCUUCAAGUAUGAAUGGGGGUAAAUCUUUUAUGGUUGCUUCUGCUGAAGAUGAUGAAUGGGAGACAGUUGGGCGGAAGAACAAAACUGCAGUGAUGAGAACACAGAGUUUUGUUCCUUCAGAGUUGACUGAAAUUUUUGGGGGGCAACUGACAAGCAUGGUGAAAGCAAGAGGGAAUAAACCUUCAGCUACUGGCCAGCCAUUUUUUUCACUGCACCUUGAUAUCUACCCUCAAGCUGUUCGCACUAUCGAGGAUGCUCUACGUUUGUUUUCUGCACCAGAAACUCUUGAAGGGUACCGGUCAUCAGCUGCUGGGAAGGCUGGCGUUGUGUCUGCUAGCAAAUCUGUGAAGAUACAGAAACUGUCCAAGAUAAUGAUACUGCACCUGAAGCGUUUUGGCUAUGGAAGCCACGGAAGUACCAAGUUGAAUAAGUCUGUGCAUUUCCCACUUGAGCUGGUUUUAAACCGCGAUCUUCUUGUGUCGUCCUCCUCAGAGGGUAGGAAAUAUGAACUUGUGGCUACCAUAACCCAUCAUGGAAGAGAGUCCUCAAAGGGACAUUACACUGCUGAUGUUCGAUUCCAUAACAACCAAUGGCUUCGAUUUGACGAUGCAUCUGUCACUGCAAUCGGGAAGGAUCACGUGUUACAUGAGAGGGCCUAUGUUCUCUUCUACAAACGAGUUUAAGGUAUCAAAACUUGGACGCAGAGUCCUUUCUGGAUCAGAUAUGUUUUUUGUUCUUGUUUUUGGUGGGUUUAUAUUAGUAGUAAAUAUUGCAGCAUUGUCUAGUGUUGUUGCACUAUAAAAUACUAAGUCAAAAAUUUGUUGAAUGAAUGUGUUGAAUGCUUUUUUGUUCU